AUGACGACUUUCCUACAUGGAGAGUGUGACAUCCAACUUUAUUACAGGCAAAAAUUCGGAGCCGCCGCUGAUGCAGCUCCAACUGUCUCGGUAGGCGUCGGCAACUCCCUGUCAGCUACACAAGCGCUAAAUGCAGUUGUAUCAAUGGCAGCGGAUGGAUUAGCCGAAACUACGAGCAUGAAAAGACUUGAGAAGCUUGUAAAAAGGAAUUUUUAA
Strongylus vulgaris is the source of this 216-nucleotide messenger RNA. NCBI's taxonomy places the organism in Eukaryota, Metazoa, Nematoda, Chromadorea, Rhabditida, Strongylidae. The record is from the annotation of a GenBank genome assembly.